This is a messenger RNA of Gryllus bimaculatus (two-spotted cricket), 13534 nucleotides long. The record is from the annotation of a GenBank genome assembly. Lineage: Eukaryota; Metazoa; Arthropoda; Insecta; Orthoptera; Gryllidae.
UAGGUGAACUGUGUGUCAAUGAAACGUGCGUUAGUGGUUGGUCUCGUGCGAUAAAAUCGCAAAACAAAGAUUUUUUAGAGUUAACUUGUAGGUGUCAUUAAUGACAUGUAUAAAUUAAUUGAAAACACAAUAGCUCAAUUGAUUGUGGUUGUAUCGCGUACAUAGUGGAGACCACAUUAUUCAGUUCAUGGCGGCGCCAGAUGUUUGGUUAGCAUGAGCGACGUGAUGACUCAGAAACCAAUAUUUGUGAUAAAGCAAUUAGAAUGUAGCCUAGAAACUAAAAAGAGAACAAUGUAACCGAGUGUAGAUAGUCACUUCGUUACCCUUUUUAAUUGACAUUCAAAUUAAUAAAAUGACGACAAUGGAGAGUGAUGGGGCAGAUGAUGUCGAUGACAUGGAUGUUCUGGAAGCAGAAACUGUUUAUUUGUUUAUGAAAAAGGAAUAUAGAAUAUCUCGUAGUGUGCGUGCACAGUGGUUUUUAGAUCAUUUAAAUACAACAAUUACCGUUGAGCCUCAUACAACAGUGGAUAAUUGCAAAGAAGAAUUGACUGUUAUUUCUGUGAUUCCCAACCAACCUCCAUUACAUUGGAAAGUUGAAACUAGUCAUUUGUACAAAUAUCUCAUAACGUCUCACACCUCAUUAAUGUUUCUUGGUCAUAAGUAUAGAAUAGUUUAUUGUCUGGAUAUGAGCCCAUCUCUUUCAGCUGUGGAUAUCCAACACGGCGAAAUUAUGAUUGAUGAAAUGUUCCUGUCAUUGAAAGCAAGUUUAGAUGGUUUGACAAGGCCAGUUCUAGUGCAAGGUUGGCAAGUAUCGCCUCAAAACUUGUGCGAGUUUCUGGAAGCAAUAAAAGGACAAUUGGAACGACUCGAAGACACCGUUGCUGAAGUAGCUGGAGUUGUGCAUGAGCAGUUGGAAGCCCUAAGAGCUGAAUCUGAAAAACUUGUGGGAGGCUUAUUUGAAGAAAAUUUUGAAAUGGUUCCUCCUCCAGCAGCUCAUAUCCCAAUGGUCAGCCCUGACUCUGGUUUCAUCAACAUGUUACGAUAUGGAAUGUUGGCACUUCGCUUAUUACCUGAAAGUAGUUGUGCAAAUUUAAUCAUUUUAACUGAUGGCAUCAUAGCUGUACCAGAUGUUCAUGUUUUUGACUCAGUACUUACUCAGCUACGAACCAAUACAGUAGCCUGCUCCUUUCUUCAUGUUGGCAGUCUGUUUCAUCCCCAGUGCUGUAAAGGAAUGGUACCUUACGCAGAUCUUAUGCAUUUCAUUGCAACAGCAACAUUUGGCACAUACAUGACCACUAUUCCAGAAAUUACAUCUGUUUCGGAAAAUCAAAUGAACAUGUAUCACAGAGCUUUUCUUUCAUGGAACUUUUCCAAACAUACUACUGAGUUAGACAUCGACUUUGGAUUUCCCCAGAGAACUGGAGAAUGGCAUGUCAGUAAUACAUGUUUUUAUGGUAUUCGGGAGCCUUUGUUGCUUAGAAAGAAGCAAAUGGAGGAUAAUCUGUCUACGUCACUACCUCGAUUAUUGUGCUGCCGCCUUCGAGAAGGAUACACAAUAAGACAUAUUUCAGUUACAGAUAAUCGUAUUGAAAUAAGUAUGAUCCUUCCAUGGAAAAAUCAUGUAUACAUUGAGUAUGCUAUUACAUCACAGUUACCAUCUGGAAAUCAGAAUACUGGUUCUGGAGUUGUUCAUUAUUCUGUUUGCAUUGAAGCUCCUUAUGAAUUUUUGCAUGAUAUUACAUGCUUAUUGAAGAAGCCUUUUAAAUCUCCAUAUCGGCAGGCUGUGGUGUCAAGAUUCUGGGCAACUUUAAAAAAUUUAAAUCAGUCAGACCAGUUGCUUGUUCAUCUAAAUUCAUUUCAUACUAAUCCAGCAUCCUACACUGUACCUGAAGGCAUUCGGAGUGGUAUGCCUGUGUUUUACUUGCCCCUCAACUCAAGUGUUCCUGUUUUGUCUUCCAGCGAUAUGACUAGUUCUCAAUUUGCUCAGUUCUGGCUUCCUGUGUGUACAUUAGAACCAGCAAUUUGGCAGAAAUGGCUUCAUACUGAAAGACUUGGUCUAGUGUUGCUUCAUGAUCAUCCUUUGCCAAGACACUUACAUUUACCAAAUACUAGUGGUCGUUUUCAAGUGGUGCAAUGCAGACAAGCAGCUGCGGCUCUGAAUUCUUUACUCAAAGAUUGGAGCACCUUUGUUCUCAUUGAAAACCACACAUAUGUGAAGUUAAUACCAAGUGAUGCUGACAAACCACCUAUGUCAUUUUAUAUCAUCCGUGUAACUUCCAAACCUCCGUGUGUGGUAAUUAACAUGGCCUUUUUGGGUGGUACCUCUGGAUUAUUGCGUUAUGAGGUUAUACAGGAAUUGAAGAAACACAUUGCUUCACUGAAAUUACCUCCAAGGCCUUCAAAUAAAGAAUCGUUACCUAGAAAGGUGUCUGUUAUCAAACCAUCAUCUCCAUCGCGCACUGCAGGACAGAAUGGUCACUCGCCUGUUUUGCGAACUUGGUCUGACAUUUCUUGUUGUAUUUUGCUCAGGAAACCUGUUGAGAAGAUUCUUAUAAGGUAUGAGCGUAUGCCUUCAGAUUUUGGAACAGUUGUUUUUCCUGACGGAACUCAGCCCAUUUGUAUCAAUAAGCAUCAUAUUAUAUCUGCAUAUGGAAUGGCAGGACCCAAUUCGAGUGCGGGAAGUGGCCUGUUAACAACUUUGUCCAGAUAUCUUCAUCAUCGGCGUUGGAUAUGGGCCGCUCAGGACAGUGCGGAGGCUUCAUUGGGAAUUCCUGCUGUUGCUCGUAUUCUCUCCACAAUAACUAAAAUGAGACUUCAGGAAGGUUUUAACUUUGCACAUUCCACUUCAGGGAUCAUUAAUAUGGUUUUGGAAGUACAAAUGAAGGGAGGGACUGACAUACCUGAUGUACCAAGCGAGACAGAUGAGGAAGAAACUGGAAUAUUUCCUUGUGUCAUUCAAUAUGUUUUGUUUCCUCCACAUACAACAUCUACUAGUGCAAGAGAAAGUUGCACUGAUGAUGAUGAAGAUGAUGAUGCUACCACAGAUGACCGUAAUGCUCGAAAUGACCAAGAAAAUGAGGGAGAACUUCAAAUUAUAACUGAAUGUUGGAUUGAACCUCAGCAUGGCACAGUUGUAAACAGUCCUCCUGAACGUUACUUUAUGGAGGGCCUGCCUUACUAUAUGUUGGCUGACGUGAUUUGUCAAGUAGAUGCUGAAUGUAUUUCUUCCUUGCUAACAUUUGAACAUCUCAGUUUGAUGUGUCGAAAUACAAGCGUACCAUCGCCAGUGAAAGUACCUGACACUCCAAAAGUUGAAAUUGUUGAAGACAAUAAACAAGAUUCCAAUCGACCAAGUUCAGCUGUACCAUCACCAGUUGAAAAUGCUGCUCCUCUUUUGACACAGACAGAUAUGCCAAACAAGCUUCUAUAUGAUAUGCUGUACGAACAUUUCAAAAAAUUAAAUAACAAAGAAUUAUAUCUAAGUGCAGAAGAUUCACAAAGAUUUUUACACAUAUUACUUAAUAGGGAGAGAGAAGGAGCUGAUAUCCCUUUACCAAUACCAAAACUUGCUGGAAAAUCUGUUCCAGGACAAGAAGAAGGAUUGUCGUGUGCAGGAAGCCCUGGCUCUGAAGGAACAGUUUGUGACAAAACCCCAAUAAAUUUAAAAACUGUUCCUAAAUGGAGAUGUUUUCUGAAAGGUAUAAGUGUAACUCAUGUUAUGCUGACAUUUGUUCCUGCUAGUUUCGUAGACCUGAAGAUGCUAAUGGUAACAAAAGAGACUUUGUCUGGUGCUCAUUCAAGUGCUGUCAAGUUUGUUUCCCCAACUCAUCCUAAAGUUUUGGAACGUCCAUUGUCUUUGGAGAAUCCUGAAUCCAGCCAUGAUCAUAAUAAUCAAAGUGAACAAGGGAAAGAAUCAAGCUUUGAUCGAAUCAAUCCAUGUGUUGAAGCUGUUCACCUUGCUUUAUCUGAAUUAAUUGGUGAUAGAAAUAUAAGCAUGACACCAACUUCUAGUGCAAGUGCUGCACACUUGUCUCGAAGUUCAUCUUGUGAUACCGGACAAGUAACUGGCCAGAUUCCCCUAGUCAGUAGACUUCAUUCUGAUGCUGGCUCUCCUUUGCCUCAACGAGAUUUUAUAUUUGACACUCCUUUCCGCAUGAGAGCCAGCUCAUGGGAUACUGUGAAACGUCCUGUUCUUGUGGAUGUAAGUGAACAAGCAUUGGACCGUCUUCGUGCGGGAUCAAUGGAUUCUAAGACCAGAAGAGUAAGACCAUUUCUUUGUUCAAGUGUUCAGUUAAAAGAUUCUAAAAGUGACACUUUGUUAAAAUUGAAACGUGAAAGUGAUUUGAAGAAAUCGCCGCCUAGAAUUUCUCCAAAAGGUUCUCCUCGAAAAUCAUCCUCCAAAUCUUCUCCUCGGAAAUCUUCAAUAGACAAAGUGUCUUUAUUAUCAGAUCUCAACGAUGGAAAUAAUGCAGAUGGCAAAAGUCCUUUAAAAUCAAAUCUCAUGCCCAAUUUAGGUGCAAUAACUUUGCCAAUUUAUGUGUAUGAUUGUCCACUUGCUCUAUUAAUGGAAGCAAUUGUUUUCAAAGAUUCUUCCGUUAAAAUGAAAGAUGUAUAUGAUGAUAGACGAUUUAAAUUGGAAGAUGAAGCAAAAAUUCAUUAUCACGUUGAUGAAGAAAUGCAUAGGUCAAGGAAGAGGGAGAUGGAGGAACGGCCUCAUGUGAUAUCAAACAUACAUCUAAGUCCUGAACCGGUUUCAGAUGAUUCUGAAUCUGCAGUUCAUAAACCAAACCUCCUCCACUAUUGUAAAAUUCUGAGUUUAGCCUACAGCAAAUGUUUUGUUUUUACUCUUUUUAAAUCUCUUCACAUGGCACAUGAUGUACAUUCAAUUGAUGUUCAAGCAGCUGUGGAUGAAUGUGAAGAAACCCUAAUUGACAUUGAUAUUACAGAUUAUUUAAAGACGGUGUGUGGGCACUUAAAAGACUUCCGCAUACAAAUGAAAAUGAAUGAAAUGAAGCAUAAUAGUGCUGCGAAUAGUCCAAAUCAUGGGUAUCUUGUCUCACCAGCUGCAAAUAUUGGCAUCACUGCUCCCACCAUGGUAGCUACUUCUUCUCCAUAUGACACAACAACUUCUAACAUCACCACUCCCACUGCUGCCACCACCACCACCGCUGCCACCACCACCAUCUCUACCUCCACUUCCAUCUCCAUUUCGACUGCCACCACCUCCACCAGCACUGCUCCUCCUGUUGUAGGCACUUCAGAUACUUGCCCUGGAAGUUUAAGUAACAUCUCAAUUUCUAAAAUUAUUGAUCAAGUUUCUUCUCUACCUGUUGCUGAUGGAAUAAAGCAAGAAAAUGCUGAUUCAGUAUGUGUGCCAUCUCAACAACCAACUGCCAGCUCUUCAGAAUUUGAUAUAUUUCAAGAUGCUUCGUGCAAUUUACAAGUUUCUGAUUUAUCCUCUCAAUCUGCGGAUAAUGUCCAAAAAUUGUUAAAGAAGGAAGUUGGGAUUGUUUUGGUAGAAAGUCAGUCUUGUGACCCAAUUUCAUCUCAAGAACAAAAGACUGUUCACAAAGUGUCUGUUCCAGUUACUUCACCUGAAUCUGUGCCUUUGUUAGAAAAUGAAUCUCCUUCACAGAAAUCCACCUCAGGGAAUAGCAUUCAAAUGGUUGGAGAAAGUGAGAAAGUAAAAGAAAGCUAUGGGGGAAUUACUGCUGAUGAAAUGGAAAUGAAGUUUCCAGUUUCAUUGUUACAGCUUCACUUCCCUUGUCGAGAUUUGAAACAGCUCCACAGAAUGAUAAAAGACAAAUUCAUGUCCAUCUUGAUGACCUCUUUCAAACCAGUUCCAUCUUAUCCUGAGUUCUAUUUUUGUGCUCCUUAUUGGGACAAGAUACAGCAGGAUGAAGCAGUAGCUGAUUUGAGUAAGCCCCAAGUAAUAGAGACUGAAGACGAAGUUGAUAAAUUAACAUAUUCCGGUAUUGUGGAGUUUAGAUCUGACCAUGAAAGUAUUCUAGGUCAAGAGGCUCCAGAUGAAACACGCACAUCUUUAUUAUCUAAUGUUGAUUCUGAUAGUUUAAGUGAACUUCAAGAUGAUAUAUCUGAAGAAGUUUCACCAUUGUUCUUACAUCUCACUUGUACAUUACGUUGCAAAGACAAGAUUGGUAGUUGCUCAGUUCGUAUGUUACCAACUUGUCUUGGUGAGUUAAUUCAAGCAUUAGAAUUGAAUGAAGCAGAGUUAAGUCUGAAUCAUCUUCAAGUUACUCUAGAUGUAUUGUGCUUGACAUUACCCCCUGAUGUGGAGAGUGUCACGGCAGAGAAAGGCCGUUUGGAAAUGAGGAAUACAUCACUGUGUAGUACUUCUCCACCUCCAGCAGAAGAUGAAGCAAACCUUGCUACCUCAGCUAGUGGAAGUCUUAUUUCUAUGCAACAAUAUGUAGAUGAAGCAGUCCCAGCUGACAGACUGAAACAUUUACCAGAUUAUCAGCAUAAAGCUGUUACUACUUGUGUAGAGGAGAUACAAUGGUUAAUGAGAGAUGAAAUUGCUGCAUUUCUACUUGACAUAUUUCCAUUGCAAGAACAGACUUUGAGUUUAGUUGCUGAUCAUGUUGCAAGCUCCCCUGGUCGAGCUAGCUGUUUAAUGGAAAAGGUUCCAUUACAGUUUGUUUUUGGUCCAGAACAGAGUUUGGAAAGAUUUUUACAGGAGUUUUGCAAGUUAAAUGUUAAUGGUUAUCAUUUGAAGCAAGUUGGUUGCCUCUAUUAUCUAGUGAAAGAUAAGCAGAUGACCGGGAGGAAAAAAACAAGUUCCUUGAUUCCACCAUUGGGCAUGAAGAAUUUGUACCAGCCACAUAUGGAGGAUUCUACAGAAUUAUGGAAUGAUGUUACUCGUUUGCAUAUUCCUAUUUCCAGUGAUGAAAAUGGAGUUCUUCAAAGUUAUACCUACACAACUCUCGAAACAUGCCCUAGUGAAGAUGAUCCAAAGCAAAAUUUCGUAUCAAGUUCUCCUAAAAGAUCUAAGUUACAAGGUGUUGCUGAAGUGUCUAUUCCUCCUGAAGAUAGUGAUAGUGAUGAUGAAUCGAUGCAAUCUUCCCAUGAUGAUAGACCAGUUUCAGCCUUGAAGCGUAGUCAGAGUUGUGGAAUUAAUACUGGAAAGCGUGAAGAAGUAAUUGCGUUGGAACCAGAACUUUCUCCUGCUCGAUGGAGUUCUGUAUUAGCAUGGCAACGAAGACAACAAGGAACACCAGGCUAUCGAAGUGAAGUAUCCAGUUUAGUGGAAAGUGCUCAUGGUACAGAAGAUGGUUAUGAAGGUGAUAGCAGUGAUUCUGCCGAGGAAAAUGAUUGGUUAGAAGACCUUGAGACUUGUCGACCUUCGCUGCCCAAUUUUUGGCUUAUUAUGCGAGUUGAUAAAGAUGCAGUCACAACUUAUUUCCAUUGCAGGUGUCUUGAAAUAGAAGCCAAAGAAGUUCAUCGCAGUGUGAUUGCAUGCAUUAAAAGCCUGUGUAAGGUUGUGAAUCAAACAAUGUUAUUGCAAAAUCUUCAUGAUACCCGAAUGUGUGACCAGUUGUUGGAACCAGAAUCUAGCGAAGAUAUUUGGAAAAACAACCCUGAUGCUCCUCCUCGUGACAACACAUUCACACGCAUGAAAUCAUUUGAUGAUUCAACAGAUAACGAGUACCAAGGUAGCUACCUUGAAGCAACAAUGAAGUUCCGACCUGGUUGGUUUGCCUGUAAUGUUGUUUGGGAAACACAUUUUUGUUUACAUCCCCGCUUGAAAACUGGACCUGGGAAGUCUUUGUUUUCUCGUGGUAUACAAGCAUUAAGAAGUGUCCUUAAUCGAUUCUCGGUUAAUAAUAGAAAAAAUAUGUUUGUUUAUCAAGAUAUUUCUGGAAAUGUCUUUUAUCUCAGAUUACAUGAAAACUUUCGAUGGUUGACUAAACUCACACCAACGGGUACCUCAGGUUCUCUUGGCCCAGGUCGUUCAGAUACUGAGGAAAAUUCUCCAGGUGCUGUGUCCCGCAGUUCUUCUGUCACUUCUCUCACUGCAAGUGCACGCAAAACAUCAACCAUCACCAAUGAUGAAACACUUCUUCAAGCUCAGGCAGAAACUCGGCCGAGAAUUAGAUCCUUUGGUGAAAAAGACAAUAUUACUGUAAGUCCAGCAGAACCUGCAACUUCUCUUACACCUCAACCUCCAGUAAAUCGCCCAGAAGGAUCUGUUGUUCUGAAAGUUCAUGGAAUUUCAGAAGCAGGACCACAAGUCAAGGAAGAAUUAGUUCAAGUUCUCCAAAAUCGUUUAGAUGAUGCUGUUCUGGAAGUUUUAUCUAUAAUGUUAGCUCGUAAUCCAAUGUGCAAGCUCACACCUGAUGAUGUUCACUUCAUACAGAAACCUCAUCAUACCCCAGAAUCAGAUUAUUCCCAACCAGAAUCCUCCAAGAAACGUGUUACAGAGAGUGAUUUAUUUCUUUAUAAUCAAACACCAGCAUGUGGAAACAGAGGCAUUGCAUGUAUUGCUCUUGCUGUUGUUGACAGUCCAGGCAAUUUGGUACAAUACUCUCAUUACCCAAAACCAUUUACAUGUGCCUACAAAGAAUCUAUGUGCAAAGAAGACUUUGCCUCUCUUACCAGUGCAUCAACAUAUAUUCCAGAUGAAAAUACCAUAGAACCAGAUCCUGCUGCCCUGGUAGAAUUUCGCAUUUGGAAACAGGGCCGAGUAAAUAUGGAAUAUCUGACCCAAAAGUUAUGUGCUGCAGUUAGGCAUUCGACAUGGGAUCUGCUCACAGAAUUUUGUUUGCUGACUGCUCCUUUAACUCAAAAUGCAAGCUCAAUGGAUUCAUCACCAUCCCACUUAAAAGUCGGAGAGUCAACUGAAGUAGCAGAGGAUGCAUCACUUUCCACUGCAUCAGAAAUGCAAGAUGAAAGUCAAGCAUGUGAGGCUGAUGCAGCGGAGGUUUUUGAGAGUGAAGAAAAUUAUUUUCUUCAUGAAGUAUAUCAAAACACAAUGCAACCAUGGUUAAAAUUUGCUGUUGAGCUCUCUGUCCCAGCAGUUAAAAAACACACAGUGGAUUUAUGUGCCAGACAUUCUUUGGCAGUCAUGGUGAAGGAGGUUCAGAAUCUUGUGAAAAUCAAUGCCACUGAUACAAGUGCUGUUGUUUUCUAUCCAACUUUGAAUCCUGAAACAAACAAGUUAAUGUUCACUCUUUCACAUGAUACAAAAUUUGAAAAUACUUUUUCCCAUUCAGAAGAAAGAUCUUACUGUCUUGUCAUUGGUCGAAAUGUUGAUCAGUGGAGAGCAUGUGUGACAGAUGAUGGUACUUUUGAUCAAGAUGUUCUUUUUCCAAAAGCUCAAAAAGUUUUUCAGAAAUUUCCACCAUUGCUAGUAACACAUAUAUCUGGGUCAGGAAGCACGCAGUUUGUACCACGUCAAAGAUUUCUUUUGGCAGUUUUAACAAAUCAGCAAAUUACGAUGUAUACAUAUAAUUGGUCCAAAGAAAGAGUUGAAAAUCUAAAUAUACAAGCAAAAGAUUUGGGUCAUUGGCUAAGUGCACGCUCCAGUCUUUUGACUAGUAUACUGAUGCAAAAAAUGGGAUUAUUUCACAAAAUGGAAAUUGUUCGAAAGCAAGAAACAACUUCCCAGGUUGCAAAUCCUUACACAUCACGUGUUGUUGAUUUAGAAGAUCUCAUAAAAUUUUCACCUAGUUCAACAAUUUUAAAAGACACUGCCCCAAGAAGGCAAGGUUUAGGUACUAAUUAUGGAGGUCUUGUUCCUGGUUUAUUGAGCUCUGCUCUACAUGAUGUAUUUCGAGAUUCAAAACCUAGUCGCCCAAUGCAUCGUAUGUCAUACCAUCCAGAUCCUGUGGUUCGCAAUGCAUAUCAGUUGCAAGAUACUCGUCAAAGAGAUAAAAGAGAUGACCAGAAGAAGCUGUAUGUAAUGUGGCAUACUCGAGUGGCCACACCCAAUAUUCCUUUAGCUGAAGAUGUUGUCCAUUUGUUCAAACAGCAUUCUCGGGUGAUCCAUUAUUGUUUAACACCAUUGCUUUUCCUUCCAAGUGUUAGACCUGGUGGGACCAAGGCAAAAGAAGUGCAUUACAAAGAAUAUCCAGAAAGUAAUGUCUGUUAUCUUCAAAAAUCCAUUUUAGGAGGAAUUUUACUAUUUGAAAUUUCAAUGUGUGAACCAUUCUUUGUUGCAAAAUUGCAUGCCUUGGAGUGCUCUCGUCUUCAGUCAAAAACAUCAAGUGCAUUGGUUUCUCAGUUCACCCUAUCAUUUCUUGAUGAAUGUGAUAAAAUAAAAAUUCUCAUGCAUCUGCAUUCAUUUGCUUACGAUUAUCACCUACGAAGUAUAAGUUCUUAUGUGUCUGGGCACCAUGCAAUUCUGAAACAGGGUUACCAUCUGACCCAUUUCUUGGAUGAUUUUCUAAAAUAUUAUUCAAAGGCACCAAACUUCGCAAGAAACCUUGUUUAUGCUGAUAUGCUUUCUGUGAGCAAUGUUACUACUCCACCUCAACAACUUUUUAACUACCUUCUGAGCCAUGAGAAAGUGUACAAAAUGGAAGUAUUCCGUAUGGCACCUGUAACUCAUGAAACCGACUCUUCUGUUGACAAUGAAUAUGUUCUUGUGCAAUUAGAAAAUAUGCCUCAUGUCACGUAUAGAGAUGCUCAUGACAUGAGUCACACUGAUGAAUUUAGUGUCACUCUCAUUGUUUCUCAUGAUUCAGUGCCACAUGAAAAACAGGAUAUCACAGAUCAGUCAACAUUACAUUUGAAGUAUUAUAUCAUUUUAACUAGUACAAGACAGGAAUCUGUGAACUACCUCGGAUAUUAUUCAUCACAUGAGCAACUUAUGCAUGAACUGAUACUGGAAAGAGCAUCAACAGCACAGAAAUGUAUACAAGAUAUGUCAUCUUCAGGACUCUCUUACAAUGAAUUCUGUGAACUUCGACUUGUGUGCUGUGUAUAGUAAGCCUCUGCAAGAAAAGAAACAGACAUCUGAUCAAAUGGAAUUUUGUGUAGCAGAUAUUCAGUCACUAGUUGAAGGAUUUGUUAAUGCUUGUUGCUUUCAUUUAUGGGUGAGUUUAUUGUAAAUUUCGUGAAUAUUUAAGAUUUUAUUUUAUACAUGUGUUCCUGCAGAUUUUGCUUAUAUUUUUUAUGAUAAUCCAUUCAAGGAUAUCUUUAUGUAUGUAUGUGUACAGGUUUUACAAAAAUGUAGAGUUGGUACUUCUGAUUUAUGUACAGUAUAAGGGGUUACAAAUCAUGUACAGUGUGGAAAUGAUUUUCCCAAAUUGUAAAAUGUAUUGACAUGUAUAAAGUUUACUUUAAUGGUGAUUAUGGUGUGCUACAUAUAGUGAAUUAUUGUAAGAAAAAAUGGAGUAUAGUGUACAUUUUCAUUAUGUAAUAUUUUAUUUUGUUUAUAAAACAAACAUUUUAUUCAAAAUGAAUUGUGUAUGAGAGAUUUUAAAAUAAAUCUCUCAGAAUAAACGUAAAACUGCUAAUGACCAAAUUCUAUCUUGUGAUGUAGUUAUACUUAGUUUUAUUUUUGUUCAAUAUGACGUGAUCAUUUGCUAAUCCAGAUUGAAUUAUGAACAUUGAAAGAAAGACAAAUGUUUACUAUAAAAUUGUUUUCCACUUUUCUGUAUGUUUUCUUAGUGCUGUUCAUAACAUAAUGUUAAUAAUAUAAUGAAUCACUCAAAAGUAAAACAUUAUCUACCAAAAGUCAGCAUAUUUGAUAUUGCUAGAAUAAGAGUGACAUACACGAUAAAUAAGCAUGGCUGUUAGGUAGGUCUUAAAAGAGUUUUGUAACAUUCUGAGUACCAAAAGUUGAAAAUGAAUAAAGGAAAUUCUGUUAUUAAAUAUUGCAUGGGCCACAUUUUUAUAUUUUAAAGUUCAAUUUGUGAGUUACAAAGUGUUUGUGUUGGCCAAAAUUAUGAGGAUCUAUAUAAAAAUUUAAAAAAAAUCAAGUUUUGUUGGAAAUGAGUGACAUUAUGGGAGUGUGUAUACGUAGUGAGGGGUCUCUGAAAUUGAUUGCUAAAAUGAAGCAGGAUUUGGAGAGUGACCCAUUGAUCAUUUUGUGGUGGGAAACAAAGUCUUGCUGGAGCCACAUUUGUUUCUGCAAUUAAUUUUCCCAGAGUGCUUAAGUAUGUUCAUGUAUAGAACCUUAUUAAUUGUUUCAUCAGAAAUGCAACUUGUACCUAAGUUUGCAGAAAACUGUCUCUUUUAGGUCUCUAGCUUCUAAAUGCCAUUCCAAAAUGUAUUUUGUAGCUCUUUAGUUCAAUUAAUAUGUGCAACUUUUUCUAACAAACAGUGUUCAGUGGGUCCUUUUCCUGACUUCAUAUACAUAACUAUGGCAAGAUUUAUUAGACACACCUCUUAUAUUUGUUUAAACAUAAAUGUAUACAGCUGUGAAUCAAAAAAAUUACAAAUUUAAUAAAUACUUUUCUGGAAGGUUGUGUCAAAUAUUUUUAGUAAAAAUGUUCUGAUGAUUGGAUUAGGUCAUAAUGAAAGGAAAGAAAUAGUUACAGACUAAUACAACACUUACAGAAUAAUUUGUUUAAGCUCAGAAAAUUAAAAUUACAGUUGUGAUUUAUACAUUUUAAGGUCCAAUUAAUUCAAAGCAUUUCUCUUUGUAAGAAAUAAAUCUAUGUUACACAUUAGAAACAUUCUAAUCCAAUUACAUAUUUUUGCCAGUGGGCAAAUGUAAAUUCAGAUAUCAGUAUUCUAUCAUGAUUUUCAAAAUGUUACCAUAUUUUCAAAACAUAAAGUACAUUAUUUACAUUUCUUUCAUAUUCAAGUCCGUACCUAAAAGUUUUUAUGGUGUGAAAAGUUGACGACUUGCAUGCCUGGGUUUAUGUGGUACAUAAAACAGUUUCCGAUUACUCUAUUGGGCAUUUCUGGAAAAUUUAAAUAUCCAUGAAGUCAAAAGCACCAACUCAGAGUGCAGCAGAUUCUGAAACCAGUGCCUGCAAUCUAGAGGUCAAAUUAAAUAUACAUAUUGGCUGACAGCACCCUUGGAGAAAGCAAUGGCUAAUAAUUUAAGGAACAAAUUGCCCAGGAAUCUCAGUGAAGGAAGCAAAGAAUUUGACUGAGAUGCAAAUUUGUCUUUAGGCACAAGACCCACAUAAUACAGGUAUUAUUAUCAAUUACUUUAUUUGCAGAAUAAUUGUUUGAAAUAAAAAGUGAGAUUUAACAAUGUUUAAAUACAGUAGAACCUCUGUAAUCUGAACUAAUUGUGGUUGUGGUCUGUUUGGAUUCGAAAAUGUUUGGAUUAUCCUAAAAAAAUGUACCAUACAUAUACAAAUACAUCUAUAGGAUUACCAGACAAUGCAAUGUAGCGUACGAUGUGAGAAAAUAGCUAUGUAGCGUAUCAUAAUCACAUCGCAUCAUCAAGCAGAUUCAGUUCCUUUAAGUGAAAGUUACUGCUACGUAAACAGGUGAUACACACUGUAGUUACCAGCAAUAAAUGUUUAAUUUCAACAACUUGUGUUUCAAUAAUUGUUUGUUCAGUUAUACAGUAAUUAUAAAAUCCUUUCUUUACCCUCCAAAUAAGUAU